This is a messenger RNA of Oncorhynchus nerka (sockeye salmon), 2313 nucleotides long. RefSeq names its product estrogen-related receptor gamma-like. Gene Ontology annotation, cellular component: nucleus; chromatin. Gene Ontology annotation, biological process: nuclear receptor-mediated steroid hormone signaling pathway; regulation of transcription by RNA polymerase II. Lineage: Eukaryota; Metazoa; Chordata; Actinopteri; Salmoniformes; Salmonidae. The record is from RefSeq and is a predicted model, not a curated record. The transcript has 7 exons. Gene Ontology annotation, molecular function: zinc ion binding; nuclear steroid receptor activity; nuclear receptor activity. The coding region runs from base 138 to 1523 and encodes 461 amino acids.
CUGUGGCCCUUGUCUCAGUGUCCUCGCCUCUGUCACUAUUUCUCUACCUUUAGCUCCCAAACCAGAAUACUAGAAUACUACUACGGCAUUGACGACUAUAGUUCUCAUUUCAUCUCCUUGAGACUUUCUUCCUGGAUAUGGAUCUAAAGGAUUUUUGCCUGAGUGAAAACGUCCACUUCCACAGCCAGCACAACCACCUGUUGGACUCCUCAAACACCGACGACGCUCCUUUACUAGAUGAUACAUGUAUCAAGACGGACCCCCCCAGCCCUACCUUCGCCCUGGACAGAACCACAGCAUUCAGUCCCAGCUCGGACAGCAGUGGAUACAAUUUAUUCUCACCGGGUCACUCACUGGACCCGGAAUCCCCGAGUUCGAGCAGCAGCGGCAGCGGUGUCAGCGCAGCACCGGACUCUAGCAGCGCAUCUCAGUUUUGCUCGGAUCGCAGUUUGGCGCUCUCCUCGCACGUUGACUCCAUCCUCAAAUGUGACUACUUAUCGUCGCUGGGCUCUGGGCCUAAAAGGCUGUGCCUAGUGUGUGGCGACUUUGCAUCGGGAUAUCACUACGGAGUAGCGUCGUGUGAGGCAUGCAAGGCUUUCUUCAAGAGGACAAUUCAAGGUAACAUUGAGUACAGCUGCCCUUUGAUGAACGAUUGUGAGAUCACCAAGCGUCGUAGGAAGUCGUGCCAAGCGUGCCGCUUCCAGAAGUGCCUGCGUGCCGGCAUGAUGAAGGAAGGUGUUCGCAUGGACCGAGUCAGAGGAGGACGUCAGAAGUACAAGAGAAGGGGGGACUCUGGCCUCUCUCAUUAUACGAAGGCCCCAGACACACACCCCGCCAAGUCCAACGGAUACAAAGUGAUCUCCCAGCUCCUCUUGACAGAGCCAGCCCCCCUGUGUGCCACGCCUGACAACUCAACCAAUGAUGACAACCUUAAAGCCCUGCUGAUGCUUUGUGACCUCCUGAACAGGGAACUCCUGGUCAUGAUUGGCUGGGCAAAGCAUAUCCCAGGCUUCUCUGCCCUCUCAUUGGUGGACCAGAUGGCCCUGCUGCAGAGUGGUUGGAUGGAGACACUGGUCCUGUCAGUUGUGUCUCAGUCUCUGGGCUAUGGGGAGGAGCUGGUGUUUGCUGGGAACCUGCGUCUGGGCCAGGCCCAGUGCAGAGCAGCCGGACUCUCUGACCUCUACACCGCCCUGAGACAGCUGACCACCAAGUACAGGCAGAUGAACCUGAGCCGAGAGGAAGUGGUCACUCUCAAGGCUAUGGCCCUCGCCAACUCAGACGCAGAGAACCUGGAGAGUGUGGAGGCAGUGCAGCGGUUCCAGGACGGACUCCAUGAGGCCCUGCAGGAGUACGAGAGCGCCCAGCACACAACAGAGCUCCACCGGGCAGGCAAACUGCUCAUGACCCUGCCCCUGCUCCGGCAGACUGCCAACCGUGCCGUGGACACCUUCUGCCGGCUCCACCUGGAGGGUCACGUGCCCAUGCACAAACUCUUCCUGGAGAUGCUGGACGCCAACAUAUGACUGUUCUACACCUAACCUCCCAUUGGCCCCUCACAAACCGUAACCAGGUGGCCCAUUGUCGUGGGGUCAGAAGUUCAGGGUUUUGGUGGGUCACAGUUUUAUGACAAGUCAUGGUGUCAUGGAACGAGCCUGAUAACUGCGUACUGUAGAACAACAUAUACAAGUGAUAGAUCUCGUUUCUCAUUAGGGCAAAAGCCAAGGGCUCUAUUCAAUCUGUAUUGCGGAAGUUCAGCGUCACAGCGCGAUCGAAAUUCAAAGGCAAUGUUCUUGCGUUAGCGGAGACUGCAUUCACGGUAAAUACUAGCUUAUGUCGGCUCAAUCAGAAAUGACCUUUACAUUGCUGUGGGGCAACCUGGAACGCUUCAGCGAUACAGUUUGAAUAGAGUUCCAAGUCUAGUAGAUUCAUAUAUUUUGGUACUUUUUACAGAGGAGAGUAUAUACACUACAUUGUUUUUUUGUAUCGUGGGGAUUUUCCAGCCAUGAUAUUCAGUCAAUAUGAAAGAAUGUCACUCAUGAUGAAAACAUAAUAGCACUUAUUGACGAUAUAUUCUGUUAGCUAGAUAUCACAUAGCCAAAGGCCUCUGCAAGCUCUUAGCCAGGCUGAACCAGACUAUUAGUACUGCUAUCAUUACAAACAGAACAUUCUUUUGGACUUACCUGCCUUAUAAUGUACUAAGAAGGUGCGUUGCCAUGACAUUUGUAUUUUAUUUAUUUAUUACAUGAUCGCUGUACAAAGACAUGAACUGCUUUCUUACUAGUUUGUAUGCGUUUGAAUAAAAUGCUUUUGGAA